This is a messenger RNA of Penicillium mononematosum, 1725 nucleotides long. Its product is annotated as WD40 repeat domain-containing protein. The record is from RefSeq and is a predicted model, not a curated record. Lineage: Eukaryota; Fungi; Ascomycota; Eurotiomycetes; Eurotiales; Aspergillaceae. The transcript has 5 exons. Bases 1 to 1725 code for a protein of 574 amino acids. Gene Ontology annotation, cellular component: anaphase-promoting complex. Gene Ontology annotation, biological process: positive regulation of ubiquitin protein ligase activity; anaphase-promoting complex-dependent catabolic process; positive regulation of anaphase-promoting complex-dependent catabolic process. Gene Ontology annotation, molecular function: anaphase-promoting complex binding; ubiquitin ligase activator activity; protein binding.
AUGGCGGACAAAGCUCAGAAUUCAGAGAAGGCCGGGAAUAGGUCGGCAACAAGACCUCAAGUAUCGCAAAUCUCAAACAUCGUAUCACCACCCGGAUCGAAGACACCGCCAAGCAUGCCGUCCAAGCGCACGAUGUAUUUCCCAGAUAAUUCAAAUUCAAAUUCGGACAGCCGCCAACGGCAAGAUGGAGCAGAUCCAAUCGACCCUAGUGCGCUUGCAAAAGCAUUGAAGGAUUAUGAGACUGUUGGGAGCCGGCGGGACAGGACCCCGGCCUCCAGCCCAUGUCGCAAGAGACAGCGGGUGUAUGGGGACCGAUUCAUUCCCAAUCGCGACGGCCAAGAUCUGCAAGCGACUUACAGUUUGUUGCAUGAAGAUGGUUGCCCAUCUACUCCUUCCAGGACCAAGAAACGCCCUCCUCACUCCGAGCUUCACUUCCAAAAGACCGAGGAAGCCAACCGUACAUUUUCCCGAGUUUUGCGCAGCGAGCUGUUUGGAAACACGGUGCCACAACCCGACCUGAACUCUGCGCCAUCCGACCCAUUGCUCGGAUUCAACACAUCACCCCCACCACCCCACACAAGAACCUCUUCAACUAUGGACCUUCACGGCCCGGAUCGGGACAUCCAACCCCCCUCUAAAACCCCUCGAAGUGUGCAUGGCCCCAACUUGGACGUGCGCUCUGAGCUCUACAGUCUUUCUCCUAUUCGGUACGACAGUCAGCGCAUUCUUGAAACACCUCGAAAACAGGCUCGGUAUGUAAACAAGGUGCCCUACAAGGUCUUGGAUGCGCCGGAUCUUCAAGAUGAUUUCUAUUUGAACCUGGUGGACUGGGGUAGUAGCAAUGUUCUUGGCGUUGGAUUGGCCAACUCGGUCUACAUGUGGAACUCCCACACCGGUGGAGUUACGAGGUUAUGCGAGCUGAAAGAUGAUACUGUGACCAGCGUGAGCUGGAUUCAAAGGGGUACACAUCUUGCAAUUGGCACAGGUAAAGGUCUGGUGCAAAUAUGGGAUGCUGAGCAUUGCCGCCGGCUACGAACCAUGAUUGGACAUACCAACAGAGUUGGUGCCUUGGCAUGGAACGAUCACAUCCUCACAUCGGGAUCUCGAGACCGUCUCAUUUAUCACCGUGAUGUUCGAUCUCCCGACCAGUAUGUUCGAAAGCUUUCUGGCCACAAACAAGAAGUCUGUGGUUUGAAGUGGAACACCGAAGAUGGCCAAUUGGCAUCGGGCGGCAACGACAACAAACUGAUGGUUUGGGAUAAGCUUAACGAGACACCUCUCUACCGUUUCUCCGACCACAAUGCUGCAGUCAAGGCCAUUGCAUGGUCUCCUCAUCAACACCAUCUCCUCGCUUCUGGGGGCGGUACCGCUGACCGCACGAUCAAGUUUUGGAACACACAAACUGGCUCAAUGAUCAAAGAGGUCGACACUGGCAGCCAGGUCUGCAACCUCUCGUGGUCCAAAAACUCAGACGAGAUCAUCAGCACGCACGGUUACAGCCAAAACCAAAUUGUCAUUUGGAAAUACCCUCGUAUGGAACAAAUUGUCUCAUUGACCGGCCACACUUUCCGCGUUCUUUACCUCGCCAUGAGCCCUGACGGACAGACUGUCGUAACAGGGGCAGGCGAUGAAACUCUCAGAUUCUGGAAAAUAUUUGAUAGACGAGCUACAAGAGACGCUCGUCGGGAAGGCAGCAGACUGGCCGAAUGGGGCACUAUCCGGUAG